This is a messenger RNA of Sphaeramia orbicularis (orbiculate cardinalfish), 5198 nucleotides long. RefSeq names its product G-protein coupled receptor 12-like. NCBI's taxonomy places the organism in Eukaryota, Metazoa, Chordata, Actinopteri, Kurtiformes, Apogonidae. Gene Ontology annotation, biological process: G protein-coupled receptor signaling pathway. Bases 288 to 1316 code for a protein of 342 amino acids. The record is from RefSeq and is a predicted model, not a curated record. The transcript is spliced from 2 exons. Gene Ontology annotation, molecular function: G protein-coupled receptor activity. Gene Ontology annotation, cellular component: membrane.
CCGCUCGCUGCUCACUGCACAGCCGCAGUCCACGGCGAUGCGCCGUUAACGGCAGAGCCGCUCCGCGCUCUUUUCUUUCUUCUUCCACCAUCCUCGCUUUGAGAGGAUCAUCAUCAUCAUCACCAUCAGCAGCAUCACCAUCAGCAGCAGCAUCCCCAUCCCCUCUCCGGGCUGCGUGUUUGUCCGCCGGCGCUGCACCGUCCUUAUCAAUACCAUGGAAAUACCAGGCUGUCAUUCUUCCAUCUAGAAGGGAAGUCUCACCUCACACAGUCAAGACGGGGGGCACAAUGAGUGAAGAGUCACCGGCCUCCCCCAGUUGGCUGACCCCUGACCCCACAGCAUGGGCCAGCGGAGGCGGGGGACCGAUGGACAACAGCACCAGCAUGGGGACGUUUCCCCCGGAGGAGUCUCUACCGCCCAGCCAGCUGCCCCUGCUGGUCAACCCCUGGGACAUUGUGCUGUGCUCAUCUGGGACUCUGAUAGCCUGUGAGAACGCCCUGGUGGUGCUGGUGAUCUGGCAGAACCCGGCGCUCAGAGCCCCCAUGUUCCUGCUGAUCGGCAGCCUGGCGCUGGCGGACCUCCUAGCCGGCCUGGGCCUGGUGCUCCACUUCACCUGUGCCUACCUGCUCCGCUCUGACUCGGCCCAGUUGCUGACCGUGGGCCUGGUGGUGGCCUCCUUCUCUGCUUCUGUCUUCAGUCUGCUGGCCAUCACUAUUGACCGCUACUUGUCGCUGUAUUACGCCCUCACCUAUAACUCGGAGCGGACAGCGGCCUUCACCUACACCAUGCUGGUGCUCCUGUGGGGCCUGUCCCUGUGUCUGGGCCUGCUUCCGGUCACAGGGGUCAACUGCCUGGCAGAGGAGGCCACAUGCAGCGUGGUUCGGCCACUCACAAAGAACAACAUAGCAGUGCUGUCCGUCUCCUUCCUGCUGCUCUUCGGCCUCAUGCUGCAACUUUACGUCCAAAUCUGCAAGAUCGUGAUGCGCCACGCCCACCAGAUCGCCCUCCAGCACCACUUCCUGGCUGCCACACCCCACUACGUCACAACACGGAAGGGCGUGUCAACACUGGCCAUCAUCCUGGGUACUUUUGCUGCCUGUUGGAUGCCAUUCACUGUCUACUCUCUAAUCGCUGACUACACCUACCCUCCUCUGUACACCUACGCCACGCUGGUGCCUGCCACCUACAACUCUGUCAUCAACCCGGUCAUAUACGCUUUCAGGAACCAGGAGAUCCAGAAGGCGCUGUGGCUGGUGUGCUGUGGAUGCGUGCCUGCCAGCGUAGCCCACCGAGCACGGACCCCUAGUGACGUCUGACCAAGCAGACCCAGGUGGGAAGAGAGAGGCACCCUGGGUCAGCUGUGCUCCUCACUGGAUGUGACCAGUGUCAAAGAGAGCAGCAGCAGGAGAGAUCAGGGGAAGAAGUGGCAGAGGGCUGAAGCUGCAGUUCCGACUGGAGAUAAUACUGGAGAUGAUAGUGGCAGAGGCAGAUGGGUGAAUUAUCCACAGCCCUCCUGGAUGGAUGGCGUGUGUUUCUUUGUUAUAUUCAUCAUAGGGCAAGGUAUCUCACUGUCUUCCCCAGUGCAGGCGGCCAUCACAGGGCUGCCUCCCGCCCCCUCCCAUUCAAUCCGUGCCACGCCCUUCCUUCUCUAUUCUGCAGAGAGCUGAGAGCAUCACAUGUUACAGGCAGCAGCUGUAUAUAGAAUGUCCAUACAGCACUGGAGCUGUGGUUGGCACGUGCUUGUUUUACUUCAAACGGCGGGGAGGGAUUAUUAUUUUGAGCUUCUGUGCGUGCGUAAAUACGCGCGGCGGAUUAACAAAGCAGUGUGCGCGGUGCGGUGCGGUGCGGUGAGGUGAGGAGAGAUACGGCCGCUGCUCAAUACGCGGCAUUUCCACAGUAAAAGCCCGUCUGGAGCAGCAUCCCGUCGCUCUACUGCUGCACUCUGAACGUGCGUCGAAAGCUAAGCAGCCACGGAGAGCUAAAAAUAGACCCUGGCGCUCUCUGAUCCGCGCCCUGCGUCCUCCACGGACGUCAAGAAAGAAAGAAAUCUAGCCGCCUUUUCUCCUCGCCUCUCUUAUAUUCUCAUUUCUAAUUUUUUUUUUUUCUGGAUUGUGCGUGAAUGUGUUGUAGAGUCAGUCUGUGUUUGAGAGGCUAUAGCUGCGUCUUAAAACAAGGCCCAGUUUAGCCACCAUUAUUUUUUUAUUGUUAAGAAGCGCCGAACCGUGUAGAAAAGGAGUAAGAUUAUGUAACCCCCCUUAUAGCUCUCCAGUGCAUCUUUUUAAAAGAUGGGAAUGCUAUAAAUGUAUUGCUGUUUAUGGAAACAAAGAUAAAAUCUAACUUUUAAGGUUAAUUUGGAAACAAACACUUUAGAAAGGAAAUCAAAAUCCCUAUGUGGAAAUUAGUAAAAAGUCAAAUGACAGAAAGAAAAAGGUGUGCUUUUUGUUUAGACUGCAAAAUCUGAAUGUGUUUACAUGUAUUUGAUCUCUAAUGGCUCAAAAGAGCACACAGCAACCACAUAAUCUCUAAUCUGCAUGCUAAACUCUAGUGUAAUUUGCAUGCAAGCACAGAUCCCACUUUUUCUCCUGAAUUCAGUGUUUUAGGUCACAUAGGCCACUGCAGGCGAUGUGUCAUGGGAUCCUGAUGUCAUCAUGACCCAAAUAAUUUUCAUGUACCUCACUUGUAUUGCAUUGAAAGAGCUACAAUCAUCACUGGAUGGUCACAAUGUUUAAUGUAUAACUAAUGUGCAGAGUUCAGAGGUGAUCUGAUUAUUCUAGUUCACAAAAUCUAGCAGCUGCUCUGAGUUAAUUACUUUUGGUCCUCAAACAUAUUUAGGUGAUUUGUUAUAACCCAACAAAUACGUACACUAAUUCCACACUCAUACAGAUCAUGUCAGCAAUAACUAGCCUCUGAAUGGUAGUUUGUUGUUUUUUUUUUAGAAUCGAAGCAAUACUCAGACAGCAAUAACAUCCAUGCCCCACCAUGACUUCUUCCUGCAGAGGUGAGGCACCUUCAUGGUUGCUCUGGUGGGGAUGUGUUGUAAAGGGCAGAACCUACAAGUGAUGCUUUAGUGAUAUCUCUUCAAAUAGGUGGUAGGAUGGAUUAUCACUUGUGGAUUGGAACAAGUGGAUGAGGUCAAAACAACUCAAUUGUAACGAUGACACCACUGCCUCAUGUUUCUGCUGAGGGUGUUGUUUUCCAACCCCGUCAAAAUUUGGGCUUCGAUCUUUAGUCAGACCAGGAUGAAAUUGUGAACUUCUUAUUGCCUCUGCCUUUUGUGAGCAUCUGAACUAUUCUAAAUGUGGUAACCUCAAGCGUUUGUGUGUGAUUAGGGACUCUCUUUUUUGUUUUUUGUUUGUUCUGUUUGUUCGUGCAUAAGGUUAUGAGUUGCAUGGCCUCUGGGUGUGUGCAUGUAUGUGUCCGUGUGUGUGUGUGUGUGUUUUUGACCCAGCAGCUCAACAGACCGUAAUCUGUCUCGUUGUGUUGUCAGGGGUUAUACCGGGUCGGAGGGAAACAAAUUAUUGUUGACCGCUGACCUUAGAGGAUAAUGCUGCCAGUCUUCCUGUCAAUUCUGAGAGAAGUGGCCUCGUUCUGUGUUUGUCUUACAGCAUGUAAACCUUUUACAGAAAGAAACUGGACUAGGAUGCGAAUGCUCCUGCGCUUCAAGCCAAAGUGAAAGGACUCUGAAUGAACUGGGAUCCUAGUCCUACUAUGUUCUUUUGUCUUCUCUAUAUCACUAAUAUUCUACUCUACUUUAAAUCAGUCUCGUCUGGUCAAGGCAGGUGCCCAUUAAGUGACCUCUGAACGAUUCAAUGAGCUAAAAUUGGCCACGUCCAAAGACAAAGUUAAUGCUUCUUCUUUCUUUCCUUGCAGAGCUCUCUGUCUUUCUGGCCUCAGAUUAUUUAGAAAGCAUUACAAGAAAAAGGCGAGAUAUGUAAGGAAAGCAGAAGCAUAGCAUUUCUUAGCACUGGAACGUAGCCUGUGUGUGUGAACUUGUGCACAGUGUCAGACUGAACCCUGUAGUUUUUUCGAUGAGCACCGACAGGUCAGGCUGGCACAUCACAAACCAUCACAAACUCUUAUUCCUUUACCUUUGGAGAAAAGUCUAUUUUGUUAUAUUCAUUGAAAAGUUCUAUUUUUUUCCACUUUAGUCUGGCCUGAAUUCUUUCAGAUUCUGAUGUUGUAUGAUAUAAUGGCGCUGUAAAGCCUUUUUCUGAAUGUAGUAAUAAUCAACAAAUUGUUUAAAUGAUACCCUCCCCACCCCCUCUUGACUAAUUUGUUUCUGUAAAUAAGGCAUGCUUAAGAGGAGGGACUUUAUACCAUUGUGCAUGGUGCUGCCAAAGCCAGUCAAACUAAGGGAUGAGUUGGUUUGCACCAGUAUUUGAAUGAUAUUUCACCAAGGCUGUUAAUGUAGAAUUUGUUCUGUUGAGUUUCACUUUUCUCGCUUCAAUAUGCACCAGUUUGUAAAGGCUGGUUAACUGAGUGGAUCUGGCAACAAAGAUGGGGGAUGUUCGAGAAAGAAAUGGCAGAAGAUGUCUUCUGAUUGGUGAAUGUUUUCCUCAUGUACAGCGAACAGUAUUGUUAACCUGGAAUCUGUAAAGAUGUUAAGGUUUUUUUAUGGUUGAGCAGGUGUGAACAAGGGCUUUGUAUCCAAGAAUAGUAUAAGACUGUGAUGUUGGAUGUAAUACUUAUCUGUACACCUGUUAAUCUACUGAAUGGUUUCACUCUGUAAUAGUACGCAAAGUAUGGCUGUGUGCAAAGCAACCAGAGCUUGUGGGUUUUUGGAGAAAUUGUGUAGCCAGUGAUGGGACAUUAGUUCAGAGGGAGGCGGUGUCCACUAAUCUAGAGCUAAAUAUCAAAACACUCAAGGGCCUGUGAAUGUGUGUGUGUUUGGGUGGGGGUGGGAGUGGGGGUCAGAGGUGGGGACACCACAGUAACAGCAUCUUGUGUAGACGUAUGCGUAGUUUUCAAUGUGAAAUGCACUUUAUUUUUUGGAUGAAAAUGGCACAACAAAUUAAGUAUCUGCAAAAUGAAACGUAUAAACGAUAAUCAACAUGCACUAACUGAGAUAUUGUAAAAACAUUGUGUGAACGUGGUGUCUAUUUUUCCAAGGUGUUAGUUGUACUUUUUAUUGCUUUGGUUAGUUCACUCAACUGAGAGAUCUUGUUAAUUUUGUAUUAAAAAAUGUGCUGUGCAUAAAA